Molecule: messenger RNA, 1992 nt
Organism: Durusdinium trenchii
Lineage: Eukaryota; Dinophyceae; Suessiales; Symbiodiniaceae
Source: the annotation of a GenBank genome assembly
AGCCAGGGCCAGGGGGUCUUCCUAUUAAGAUACACACCCAUGUGCCUGGAGACCUCUAACAAAGAAUGGACCAGAUGCUGUAAGACCCCAUUGUAUUGGAAUGGAAUGCAUCGUUUCCUAUCAAGGCAACCCCGUUUUACUUUUGGGAUACAAUGAAGGUUGAAUGCGGAAUGUGUUUGUUUGGUGUUGGAGGAGCAUUUCAUAACAGAGCUUCUCAUCAUAUAUGGGGUGUUGGAGAUUGGCUAUCGACAUGAAUCCCACACAUUCUUCUCACAAUUUGACAUUCACCAAUCCCUUCAGACUGACCAAAAGCUAUCAAAAGCUCGUUUUGAGAUGCGUCCUCGCCGUUCCACGCGUGCUCCGUACCGUGCGUAGGAGGCGUGGGCUUCGCUGGAGAGCCGACUAUUUACACGGACCUUCUCCGCCGUGGUGCCCGAGGAAGACGACCCCAUCAGGGAAAAGAGCUACAAGAUGCAGCUGGAUGGACUUGAAUCAGAGAUCGCUUAUGUGUCCCUCACACAGGUCAUCGCCCCAUUCUGCCUCUUCACGGUGGUCAUGUCCUUGGGAAGGAAUUUGGAUCUGGAUUUGGAGAACAUGGGUCUCGUCUUCGGCGACACCAACACCAUGCCGCUGAUCGUCACCGGCAUCGUUUGGUGCAGAGGCAUCCCACCCAGUCGCAUGAUGCGCAUCUCCAUGUGGCUCCUCCUGGCCGCCUGGUUCGUUGCCACCCUGGUGUACCACCUGGUGACCUACAACUGGCGCUUCAUCGAAGAAGUUUGGCUGAACCAUAUGGUCUUCGUGACCGUGAUGUCCUUAGCUCUUCAAGUCCGGCGGUCCUUCAUCGUGGCCAGUAUGGUGCUUCACACCUGCUUCUUCUUGUCACUGACCUUGAUCAAUGGCUCCGAGAUCUACGUCGAUGGCGAGAGGGUGGUAGGCCCAUCCCCAGGCUCGCAAGUCUUAUUAGUGAGUUUGGUGGUGCUUUGCAUCAAUUAUAGCCAGGUGCUUUCACAGAUGGUUUCGAAGAAGGCCAAUGCGGAAUACAACUUGGUCCAAGCAGAGGUGCUGCGCGUCACCAUGGAAAAGAGGGCCUUGGAUGCGGAGGAGGCCUCACGGCAGAAGGAGCAGGCCGCCAUCCUGGCACGCGCGGAGCAAGACGCCAAGGAGGCGCUGAACCAGGCAGAGAAAGCAGACGAUCGGCGUGUGGCCGCCGAGGCAAAUGCGCAUCUCAUCCAGAAGAUGCACGACGCCAUGCAGAACUUGCUGUUGAUGCUUUGUGACGCCGUGGUUGAAGUGGACAGCGAGCUGAACAUCUUAGACCAGGGGAAGCUGGGCUUGGUGCUCUACCAGCAGCAGAAGGAUUUGAAGGGCCGGUGCUUGAUGGACUUUUUGCGACAGGAAGAUGCUGAACACUUCAAGGAGCGAGUGGAUGCCUCUGAAAAGCAAAACAUCCCGGUCUCUGUCACGAUGAUCGGCUCCUACUCGAUGAAGAUCCGUGUCACGGUCUACUCAACACAGAUUUGGCAAUCCGAUGGCUCUUGCACCUACGUCCUGGGAAUUUGCGAGUCGGAGGAGUUCAGCCAGAAACACCUGACCAGUGAGGCUGAGGAGACACGGGAGACGGACUACUUCAGCCCAGUAGGGUGGAGUGACCGGGACUCAGAGGCCUCCAAGCCUUCAGGCUCCGCCGGUUCUCCGGUCGAUCUGGCGCCGAUUCAGCCCAUGGAGCCCGAGGAGCGUCUUCAGUCGCUUUUGCCGCUGCUUUGGUCAUGGCCGGUCCCGGCCCGACCUGGGUGCUGCGAGACACAUCGCUUGGUCGAUGAGGCCGUGGAGCUCAUCCCCAAGUUGAAAGGCUUAGAGUGCCAGGAGGCUCCACGGUGCCUCAUCUGGCAAUGCCCUGGCUGCAAGCUGAAGGGCGUCCCAGGUGAGCGCGACUUCUACCGCCCUUUGGAGAAGACGUGCGGCAAAUGUGCCUCAUGGGACAUGCUGCUUUAG